UAGUGUUUUGGGAGGUAUAAUCCAUCAAUUUUGAGGAUCAAAUUUUUUUCACUUUAAUGAAAGUACGACAGAACUACACACAGCUUCACCUAACCCAAUUGUUUCAUUGUAGUGUAGCCACAAUUUCUUACAUAGUUAUAACAUUCACUCAUGUUUUGCAUGAAAUUUUAUUUGACCUAAUGACGUCGAUUCCAUCCCGGGAAAAAAACAAGAUCUCUGCACCCUCCUCUUUCAGGCAAUUUGAAUCCUUUCGGAUUGUUAUAGACUGCACAGAUAUUGAGGUUGCUGCACUGGGAUUGAUGAGUCAGCAAAAUGCAACCUAUUUAUCAUACAGAGGAAUGAAUUCCUUUAAGGAAAUAGUUGGUGUUGCACCAAAUGGAGUCAUUACUAAUGUCAGUCGGCUGUAUCCAGGUUCUAUUUCAGACAAGGCCAUUGUGCAACAGUCUGGACUCCUUAAUCACUUGACAGCUGGAGAUAUGAUUCUGGCGGACAAGGGUUUCCUUAUCCAGGAUGUUGUACCACAUGGUGUCUGUGUCAAUAUUCCACCUUUUCUGAAUAAUGUAACUUUCACAGAGUGA
Xenia sp. Carnegie-2017 is the source of this 578-nucleotide messenger RNA. RefSeq lists its product as uncharacterized. The coding region runs from base 57 to 578 and encodes 173 amino acids. Lineage: Eukaryota; Metazoa; Cnidaria; Anthozoa; Malacalcyonacea; Xeniidae. The record is from RefSeq and is a predicted model, not a curated record. The transcript has a single exon.